AAAGGGUGUCUGGAAAUAAGGAUGAAAAGCAGAGCAGCAGCAGCAGGAGCAGUAGAGAGGCAUUUUUAAAGAUCACUGUUGACUUCUUGAGAAUGAUGAAUCUGGAUGACCUAGCUGACCUUCUGCAGAGCAAUCGAUGUGUCCCUGAACGCAGCAUCAUGGAUCAGAGUGAGGAGCUGAAAGAAGGAGAAACUCUGCCUCAGUCUGAGAACCAGAGCAAAGCUAAGAGCAAACAAUCUGACGAUGAAGUGGAACCAGAAUCCUGGGAGACUAGGUCCAAAGUAGAUAUUAUUGAUUUUAAAUCAAACCUGCCUUCAUCUAGAAAGAGAGCUCAGCCCUCACUGCCCAGCUGUUCAUAUGGACAACUGUCAGAAAACAACCAACCUCCAUCUCCAAAGAGAGUGAAGCAGAGCUCAGAGGUUCCUAGUGGUCAGUCUCAACAACAGCAUCAAACAAAGCUGGACUCCAGGGCUAAGGAGCUGAAAAAGAAGAUUUUCACCUUUGAGAAACGGCGGCUGAAAAAGGUGAAAAAAGUGAAAGAGAUUCAAUUGGUUUCACUGGAAGAUAUCCGAGUGAAACCACUGUGGAUGCACUGGGUUCCAGACGAUCCACUGGAAAAUAUCCUAGUUGAGCCACUGGAUCUGGAAAGUGUCCCAGAACGUAUUGCCUGCCAUAAAUCGGAGGAUGAAGUUUUGCUGGAAGUAGAAGAACCGCAGAUGGAGAGCGGAGAAGUAUUUGAGAAGAUCACACUAAGCUUCAUGAAGAGGAAGAAGCUUGCUGACCUUCAAAGUAAAUCAUUCACCACCUGUCAACAAACACUAAAGUCUAACAUGAAGAAAAAGUUCCAGUCUGUGUUUGAAGGAAUCGCAAAAUCAGGAAAUCAAAGCUUUCUACAUGAGAUCUACACAGAGCUCUACAUCACAGAGGGAGGAUCUGAAGAGGUCAAUAAUGAACAUGAGGUCAGGCAGAUUGAAACAGUGUCCUGGAAACCAGAAAGGCCAGAAACGGCAAUUAGACAUGGAGACAUAUUUAAACCCUCACCUGAAAGAGAAGAACCAAUUAAAACAGUAAUGACAACAGGAGUGGCUGGCAUUGGGAAAACAGUCCUAACACAGAAGUUCACUCUGGACUGGGCAGAAGACCAAACCAACCAGGACAUCCAGUUCACGUUUCCAUUCACAUUCAGAGAGUUGAAUCUGUUAAAAGACCAGCAGUUCAGCUUGGUGGAGCUUGUUCACCACUUUUUUAGUGAAACCAGAGGAAUAUUAAAAUUUGAAGAGUUAAAGGUUGUGUUCAUCUUUGAUGGUUUGGAUGAGAGUCGACUUCCACUGGACUUCCACAACAAUGAGAUCCUGACAGAUGUUACAAAGUCCACCUCAGUAGAUGUUCUUCUGACGAACCUUAUUAGCGGAAACCUGCUUCCCAAAGCUCACCUCUGGAUAACCACACGACCUGCAGCAGCUAAUAAGAUUCCUCCUGAGUUUAUUGGCAUGAGGACAGAGAUCAGAGGAUUCACUAACCCACAGAAGGACAAUUACUUCACAAAAAGAUUUAGAUAUAAGAAGGAGGCCAGAAUAGUAAUCUCCCAUAUAAAAAAAUCAAGAAGCCUCCACAUUAUGUGCCACAUCCCAAUCUUCUGCUGGAUCACUGCUACAGUUGUGGAAGACAUGUUGAACAAAAGUGAUGAAGAGCAGCUGCCAAAGACUCUGACUGAGAUGUACAUUCACUUCCUGGUGGUGCAGACCAAACUGAAGGGCAUCAAGUAUGAUGGAGGAGCUGAGACAGAUUCACACUGGAGCGCAGAGAACCAGAAGAUGAUCGAGUCUCUGGGAAAACUUGCUUUUGAUCAGCUGCAGAAAAGAAACCUGAUCUUCUAUGAAUCAGACCUGGCAGAGUGUGGCAUCGAUAUCAGAGCAGCUUCAGUGUGCUCAGGAGUGUUCACACAGAUCUUCAGAGAAGAAAGAAGUUUGUACCAGAGUAAAGUAUUCUGCUUUGUCCACCUGAGUGUUCAGGAGUUUCUGGCUGCUCUUCAUGUUCACUUCACCUUCAUCAAAUCAGGAAUCAAUCUGCUGGCAAAGGAAGAAAUGAAAUCAAAGGACUUUGAAACAAGACGCCAUGAAUCCUCAGAGAUAGAAAUGUACAAGAGUGCUGUGGACAUGGCCCUAGAGAGUCCAGAUGGACACCUGGACUUGUUCCUCCGCUUUCUACUUGGUCUUUCACUGGAGACCAAUAGGUGUCGCUUAGGAGGCCUUGUGAGACAGACGGAAGAAAGCUUGACAGCUAACACACACACAGCCCAGUACAUCAGAGAGAAGAUGAAUAAUCAUCUGUGUGUUGAGAAAAGCAUCAAUCUGUUCCACUGUCUAAGUGAACUAAAUGAUCAGUCUCUGAUGGAGGAAAUCCAACAAUCUCUACGUACAGGAAGUCUUUCAGCACACCAGCUGUCUCCUGCUCAGUGGUCAGCUCUGCACUUCAUCCUACUUUCAUCAGAGAAAGAUCUGGAGACAUUUGACCUAAAGAAAUACUGUGCUUCACAGGAAGCUCUUCAGAGAUUGCUGCCAAUAGCCAACACCUCCAGCAAAGCUAUACUGAGUGGGUGUAACCUCUCAGAGAGAAGUUGUGAAGCUCUGUCCUCAUUUAUCAGCUCAACGACCUCUAGUCUGAGAGAUCUGGACCUGAGUAACAAUGACCUGACAGAUUCAGGAGUGAAGCUGCUCUGUGAGGGACUGAUGAGUCCCAACUGUGAACUCAAGAUUCUCAGACUGAGUGGGUGUAACCUCUCAGAGAAAGGUUGUGAAGUUCUGUCCUCAUUUAUCAGCUCAACAACCUCUAGUCUGAAAGAUCUGGAUCUGAGUAACAAUGACCUGACAGAUUCAGGACUGAAGCUGCUCUGUGAGGGACUGAUGAGUCCCAACUGUGAACUCAAGAUUCUCAGACUGAGUGGGUGUAACCUCUCAGAGAAAAGUUGUGAAGCUCUGUCCUCAUUUAUCAGCUCAACGACCUCUAGUCUGAAAGAUCUGGACCUGAGUAACAAUGACCUGACAGAUUCAGGAGUGAAGCUGCUCUGUGAGGGACUGAAGAGUCCCAACUGUGAACUCAAGAUUCUCAGGCUUUCAGGCUGCCUGAUCACAGAGGAAGGCUGUGCUGCUCUGGCUUCAGCUCUGACUGUGAGCUCCUCUCACCUGAAGGAGCUGGACCUCAGCUACAAUAAUCCAGGAGAGGCAGGAAUGAAGAGUCUAGAAGCUAUACAGAAGAAUCCAAGCUUCAAACUGGACUCUCUGAGUAUGGAGCCUGCAGGAGACAAAUGGAUGACAGCAGGUCUGAGGAAGUAUUCCUGUCCACUAACAGUCGACCUAAACACUGUAAACAGAUUCCUCAAACUUUCUGACGAAAACAGGAAGGUGGCAUGUUUGGCAAAGGAGCAGCCGUAUCCUGAUCAUCCAGACAGAUUUGAUCUCUAUCAGCUGCUGUGUACUGAUGGCCUGACUGGUCGCUGUUACUGGGAGGUUGAGUGGGGUGAGAAAGUCUACAUAUCAGUGAGUUACAGGGGAAUCAAUAGAAAAAGAGUCAAUGAUGAUUCCUGGUUUGGAUUUAAUGAUAAGUCCUGGAGUCUAGUCUGCUCUGAUGAUGGUUACACUGUUUGGCAUGAUAGUGUAAAAAAAGCUUUCAUCCCCGUUCCCUCCUUCUCCUCUUCCUCCUCUGUCUCUGGCAGAGUAGCUGUGUAUGUGGACUGUCCUGCUGGGACUCUGUCCUUCUACAGAGUCUCUUCAGGUACACUGAUCCACAUCUACACCUUCCACACCAAAUUCACUGAAACUCUUUAUCCUGCAUUUGGGUUCAUGAGUCGUUCAGGAGUGUGUUGGUUCUCAUUUUAGAAUAGUCUUAAGUGCUUUUCAAAACUAAUACAACAUUUCAAGAGCUAUCAAUGCAUUAAAAACAGGAGAAAAUAAGAAAAAGUCACAUUAAAUAAAACUGUUUUUUUUUUUUAAGAAAUGACAUAGUCCAUCAAUCUUAAGUCCAAACAAAGGAGAAUUCUGGAGUCUAGGAACCACUGAACUAAAGGCUUUGUCUUCCUUUGUUUUCAAUUUACCAUAAAGAGUCAUCAGCAGGUCCUGAUCACAGGAACAUGUGGCUGCAGUGGCCUUCUAAUAUUAAAUGGUGCCCGUCUGUGAAAACCCCUUAAGUCAAUAAAAGAAUUUUAAAUUACACUGUGGGAAAAAAACCUGAAAUCAAUGUCACUGCAUCAAUUUUGUAGUCAUGUAUAAAAACCUGUAGGAUUUGUCAGAAGCCUGGCAGCAUCAUUUAGUAUACUUUGCAACUGUUCUAGGUAUGCUGAGAUGCACAGAGUGCACUGGGGAUCAAACCAAAGCAUCAAUAAUUAGUUCAGAGAAUGUGAGAAUAAAGAUUUAAUUACCAGAUGUUUAAAAGGAAUGAAUCAAAGACUGGAUGUGCAUCCAAAGUAAAGUCAGAAUGUAAGAUUUUGCCCAAAACCUCUCGGUUCUUUGUCAAUAAGCUCUGUGAUAUGCAUUUUUCUCAUGAACAUCUUUGUUCUCUACAUUUGUGAAAACUGGUUAAGAAGUAGAUUUUCUUAGUUGCUAUUGGUAACUGAAGACAGUGUAAUAUAAUCUACUUGCACUUUUGAACCAUUUGAACUGCACUAUAUUCUAAUGUUAUGGUAAUGACGCUAUGCAUCGUUUCUUUUCUUGUGAUUAGAUUUAUUGCCAAUUAGAAGAAUAAAUACUUGGAAAUAUACUUCUUCACCAAUAUGUUAUAAGUGGUACACAUAAAUGAUAUAAAAGUGAGUGACAUCUUAUAUUUUCACAACAUUAUUUAUGUACAUUAUUUUAUAUCCUGCCCCAUUAAGGUUGGUGUCAGGAUCUGUGGGUAUUUGAAUUAGGUUGUAGAUUUUUGGCAUUUUUGGUGUUCCUUUGAUUUUUCUACUUUAGUUUGCCCUGUUUUCCAUUUCUGUUCUCCCUAGUAAUUGUAGUUAUGUUUUUCUUGCUUCUGAGUUAUUUUCUGAUGCUCUAGUUUAUCAUAUUUCUUUAAUCUAAGUUGUUCCUUAGUGUUAUAUUAUUUCCUGUUCCCCGGUAUUCUCUCCCCACUUUCCUGUGUCACUUUCUCUUUCCUCCCCCUCAGCCUGGUUCUGGCUUCAACUACUCACACCUGCAGUCAGUUAGCUUAUUAGCCCUGGUCCAUUGUUCCCACUAUCAACCUCCCAAUAGUGAAGCUCCUUAUUCUCCAGUUACAACUCGCUGGUUCAUCAUGUCAUCUCACCUCGUUCCCUCCUCCAUGGUUCCCUUCUGUUCUCUUUUUGUUUCUGUUUUGGAUUUAUUUUUUGUUUCUUGGACUUUGUAUUUUUAUUUUUUCAUUAACUUUUGAACCUCACCUUCAUAUCCUGCCUGCUGCAUUUGGCUCAACACAUCCUAACAGUUGGAAAUGUCAAGUUUUUAUUUUGGCUUCAAGUCUGUAUGGUAUUUACCUUUUCAGGUCAGGUUGGUGUUUACUUUUCCCUGAAUAAAUGAA
Messenger RNA from Xiphophorus maculatus (southern platyfish), 5523 nucleotides. Its product is annotated as NACHT, LRR and PYD domains-containing protein 3-like. NCBI's taxonomy places the organism in Eukaryota, Metazoa, Chordata, Actinopteri, Cyprinodontiformes, Poeciliidae. Bases 93 to 3875 code for a protein of 1260 amino acids. The record is from RefSeq and is a predicted model, not a curated record. Gene Ontology annotation, molecular function: protein binding. The transcript is spliced from 13 exons.